Messenger RNA from Elgaria multicarinata webbii, 639 nucleotides. RefSeq names its product anionic trypsin-like. Lineage: Eukaryota; Metazoa; Chordata; Lepidosauria; Squamata; Anguidae. The record is from RefSeq and is a predicted model, not a curated record. The transcript has 5 exons. Gene Ontology annotation, molecular function: serine-type endopeptidase activity. Gene Ontology annotation, biological process: proteolysis. Bases 1 to 639 code for a protein of 212 amino acids.
AUGAAAUGGCGGGAGCAGCCUUUAGCAGACAGAACCCAUCACUAUGACAACUUUGAUGCUGCAUGCCAUUACGUUGCUUUUACUUUUCUCAAUGGCUCCAUCCAUGUCCGACUUGGAGAAGUCAAUCUGGAUGUCCUGGAUGGCACCGAACAAUUCAAGAUUGUGGCCAAAACAGUCAUCCACCCUGACUUCAACCACACAAGCCAUGACAAUGACAUUAUGCUGGUCAAACUGUUGUCCCCAGCUGAGCUUAACUGCUACGUGCACCCCAUAGGCCUGGCCACUCAUAGGACAAGCCCUGGGGAGGAGUGCUUGGUGUCGGGAUGGGGCACUCCCAUCAAUUAUCCAGGGAACAUCCCUCUGCUCCUUUACUGUGCAGCCGUCAGGAUAAUCCCUUUCAAGAAGUGUGUUGCUCUGUACUCUGGGAAUGUGAACCACGAUAUGUUCUGUGCUGCCUCGCUGGAGGGAGGCACCGAUUCCUGUGAGGGAGACUCCGGAGGACCCCUUGUCUGCAAUGGGAAACUCCAGGGUGUGGUGUCUUGGGGAGACGUGCCCUGUAUAUCCACCACAAAACCUGGGGUCUACAUGGACGUUUUCAGAUAUAGAGACUGGAUUGAUAAGGUCAUGAGGGACAAUUGA